UCCCCCUUCCCACGACCAUGAUGUUCUCCUCCCUCUCCAGGUUCGCUCCGGUAGCUGCCCGUGGCGCACGCGGGUUCGCUUCCUCCAGCGCAAGGCACCACAAGGUCGCCGUCCUCGGUGCAGGCGGUGGGAUCGGACAGCCUCUCUCCCUUCUCCUCAAGUUGGACCCCCUCGUCACCCAGCUCUCUCUGUACGAUAUCCGCGGUGCUCCCGGUGUCGGCGCCGACAUUUCUCAUAUCGACACUGCCUCGAACGUCAAGGGGUACCCUGCUGACCAGCUCGAGGUUGCGCUCGACGGUGCGGAGGUCGUCAUCAUCCCCGCUGGUGUUCCUCGCAAGCCCGGCAUGACCCGUGACGAUCUCUUCAACACCAACGCCUCCAUCGUCCGGGACCUCUCCAAGGCCUGCGCCAAGGUCUGCCCGGACGCACACAUGCUGAUCAUCUCCAACCCGGUGAACAGCACCGUGCCGAUCGUCGCGUCCACCUACGGCUCAAAGUUCAACCCCAACAGGUUGUUCGGUGUCACCACGCUCGACGUUGUGCGCUCCUCUCGUUUCCUGGGUGAGAUCACCGGUGAGAAGCCGGAGGAUAUCCGCGUUACGGUCAUUGGUGGCCACUCUGGUGUCACGAUCGUUCCUCUGCUCUCCCAGACGCCCCAGGCCCAGAAGCUCCAGUUCGGAGGCGCAGAAUGGAGCAACCUCGUUCACCGUAUCCAGUUCGGUGGUGAUGAGGUCGUCAAGGCCAAGGACGGUGCUGGGUCCGCUACCCUGUCGAUGGCUUACGCUGGUGCCAAGUUCUCCAACCAGCUCCUCCGCGCGCUUAACGGCGAGAAGGGCAUCAUCGCUCCCUCAUUCGUCCGCUCCCCGUUGUUCGAGUCCGAGGGCGUUGAGUUCUUCAGCAGCAACAUCGAGCUCGGCACCGGCGGUGUAGAGAAGAUCCACCAGGUAGGCGCGCUCGCUCCCGAAGAACAGAAGCUCGUCGACGCCUGCAUCCCCGAGCUCAUCAAGAACAUCAAGAAAGGCCAGGAGUUUGUCGCUUCUUCCUAAGCACACUCCUUGCCUUGUCCUGUGAAGGGCGACCCGCUUGGCUCUUGCGUUUCUCUCUUGCCGGAGGAGUCGGGCGGAAAAUUCUGUUGUCACGUUUUGUGCAGUAACCUUCUUGAAAAUACAUCUAUUUCGGGGCAGUGCGAGGUCCUG
Dacryopinax primogenitus is the source of this 1196-nucleotide messenger RNA. RefSeq names its product malate dehydrogenase. Bases 18 to 1046 code for a protein of 342 amino acids. The transcript has 6 exons. Gene Ontology annotation, cellular component: cytoplasm; mitochondrion. Gene Ontology annotation, biological process: malate metabolic process; tricarboxylic acid cycle. Gene Ontology annotation, molecular function: L-malate dehydrogenase (NAD+) activity. The record is from RefSeq and is a predicted model, not a curated record. Lineage: Eukaryota; Fungi; Basidiomycota; Dacrymycetes; Dacrymycetales; Dacrymycetaceae.